This is a messenger RNA of Cyphomyrmex costatus, 1380 nucleotides long. RefSeq names its product pre-mRNA-splicing factor RBM22. Gene Ontology annotation, molecular function: pre-mRNA binding; U6 snRNA binding; metal ion binding. The transcript is spliced from 3 exons. Lineage: Eukaryota; Metazoa; Arthropoda; Insecta; Hymenoptera; Formicidae. The record is from RefSeq and is a predicted model, not a curated record. The coding region runs from base 91 to 1335 and encodes 414 amino acids. Gene Ontology annotation, cellular component: U2-type catalytic step 2 spliceosome; U2-type catalytic step 1 spliceosome; Prp19 complex.
UAUGAAGAGCGGCGGUGACCGACCGUCCCUUACAAGUGAAAUAAGUUAAUACGCAUUGGCCACAUCAACUGGAGCCAUUAACUAAGAAGAAUGGCCACAUCAAAGACGACUAAUACAUAUAAUAGACAAAAUUGGGAAGAUGCGGAAUUCCCAAUAUUGUGUCAGACGUGUUUAGGAGACAAUCCAUAUAUUCGUAUGACCAAGGAGAAAUAUGGAAAGGAAUGCAAGAUAUGUAUGCGACCAUUUACAGUAUUUAGAUGGUGUCCAGGAGCUAGGAUGAGAUUUAAGAAAACUGAAGUCUGUCAGACGUGCAGUCGAUUGAAGAAUGUCUGCCAAACAUGUUUAUUGGAUUUGGAAUAUGGCUUGCCUAUUCAAGUUCGCGAUGCUGCUUUGAAGAUUAAGGAUGAUUUACCACGUUCAGAUGUAAAUAAGGAAUACUAUGUACAAAACAUAGACAAUGAAAUUGGAAAAAUUGAUCCAACAACACCUGCUGGUGCUGUUGGUAAGUCUGCUGCAGCUAGUGAUCUGUUGAUGAAACUGGCUAGGACGAGUCCUUAUUAUAAGAGAAACAGGCCACACAUUUGCUCAUUUUGGGUAAAGGGUGAAUGUAAAAGAGGCGAGGAAUGUCCUUAUCGACAUGAAAAACCAACAGAUCCUGAUGACCCAUUGGCAGAUCAGAACAUAAAGGAUCGUUAUUAUGGUGUCAAUGAUCCAGUGGCAGAUAAACUAAUGCGCAGGGCAGCAGCUAUGCCUAAGCUAGACCCUCCUGAGGAUAAAUCCAUUACAACAUUAUAUAUUGGUAACCUAGGUGACAUAUUAACAGAGAAACAGCUGCGUGAUCAUUUUUAUCAAUACGGUGAGAUCCGCUCAGUGACCAUGGUACCGCGUCAGCAAUGUGCUUUCAUUCAAUAUACACAGAGAAAUGCUGCUGAAGCAGCAGCAGAGAGAACUUUUAAUAAACUGAUAUUGGGUGGAAGACGGCUCACUAUAAAAUGGGGCCGUUCACAGGGAAGGCAAACAGUGUCUGCAGCAGAAGCAACGAGAGAGAUCCUCGAACCUGUCCCAGGAUUACCUGGCGCGUUACCACCACCGCCACCACCACCAGAAAGCAUGGGUAGUAACUUUUUCAAUCUGCAAACUACUCCUGGUAUGAUACCACCAAUGAUGAUUCCACCACCACCAGUUGCUCCUCAAUUUAUGUUUCCUCCGCAAAUAGCAACUGCUGCUGCUGCACCAAUUUUUCCUCCAGGAACUACCCCCAUUCAUUAUCCAAGUCAAGAUCCGUCCAGGAUGGGUGCAUCACAGGGUAUAGGCAAACCUUGGCCGGAGGAAUAAUAUAAUAUAUGCUAUGCCAACUUUUUAUCUAAUUGUAUAACAUUA